CACUCGUCUUCCCUCUGGCCCCAGCCCGUAAUGAUCCUUUCCAGCCACCGUAGGUCAAGAAAUCCGGAAGUGAAAAGAUGUCCCUGAAAAGUCAGUUCUCACGCCCAUGUGAAUCUCUGCAGCUGCUGUUAGUAUUUUAAAGUAUUGCAUUGAGAGAAGGGAAAAGACAUUGAUAAUCACCUGGAGACAUCUUCAUCGGAUGCAGCUGGUGUGUUUGUACAAAAAAUGGCGUCCAAAGCUGUUUAUUCGCAUAGAGAUCCAGUGCUGAAAAAAAGAGAUGAGUUUGAGGACAUCCUAGAGGAAAGGAGGACAACUAGCGACCUGAGAUACGCCCUCAAGUGUUACACACCUGUUCUCUAUAAAGGACUGACUCCUUGCAAAGCCAGCGAACUCAAAAACAUGGUGCUGCAGUCUGAUCAGCUGCAUUAUGUCAUCAAUCAGGUUUCCAAAGAGACAGGCACAGCCACAGAUGAGAUCCAGGUGGAGGUGGAGGCCAUCUUGGAGGAGAUGGCCCACCGCUUGCAGCUAAGCACAGUCCGCUUCUUGGCUUUCACUCUCAGUAAAAUCUUUAAAACUCUGUUCAGCAGCAUCUGUGUCAACGAGGAGGGCAUCCAGAGACUACAGCAGGCCAUCCAGGAACACCCGGUGGUUCUUCUACCAAGUCACCGCAGCUACAUGGACUUCCUUCUUGUGUCAUACAUCCUGUACACCUAUGAUUUAGCUCUACCGGUCAUUGCUGCCGGCAUGGACUUCAUGGGAAUGAAGAUUGUUGGGGAGAUGCUGCGAAUGUCUGGAGCUUUCUUUAUUCGGAGAUCGUUUGGUGGAGAUAAACUUUACUGGGCUGUUUUCUCCGAGUACGUCAAGAUCAUGCUGAAGAAUGGGUUUGCACCAGUGGAGUUUUUUCUUGAGGGCACAAGAAGCCGAGCAGCCAAAUCCUUAACUCCAAAGUUAGGUCUGCUGAAUAUUGUGAUGGAUCCCUUCCUGAAAGGAGAAGUGUUCGAUGUCAGCCUGGUCCCGGUCAGCAUCAGCUAUGAGAGGACCCUGGAGGAAACGCUCUAUGCCAGAGAGCUGCUGGGCAUCCCGAAGCCCAAAGAGUCCACUUCAGGUUUGUUUAAAGCCAGGAAGAUCCUGAGUGAGGACUACGGCAGUAUCCAUGUGUAUUUUGGGCAGCCUGUUUCUGCCAGAAGCUUGGCUGAGGGCAGAGUCAACCGCUCUCAGUUCAACCUAACACCUAGGCACAUCCCCAGGAAGCCCGCAGAGGAAAUCCAAGACUUUAUUAACGACACGGCCUUCAGGCUGGUCCGAGCUCAGGAGGAGAGCAUGGUCCUAAAACCCUGGGUCCUUCUGGCCACCUUGCUGCUCCAGAACCAGGCUGCUGGGAACAAACGGGGAAUGCCGUUGGAUGAGCUGACUGAGCAAGCUGUGUGGCUCAGGGACCUCUCCCGGCAGUUUGGAGCCUUCCUUCACUGGCCCGAACACAUUCCUCCCUCCAAAGUAAUUUCCUCCAGCCUUUCCCUCCAUCGAAGCCUUGUGAAGAUCUCUGAGGGAAGAGUCCAGUUGACUUUGGAAAAAGCUGGAGGUCGAGCUGAACCAGGGUUGCGUCUGCCUGCAAUAACACCAGAGGAUGAGCUUUUGAACCAGGCAGUCGUCAUUCUCUCUUGCGCCUCCUACAGGAACCAGACACUCCAUGUCUUUAUCCGGUCAUCGCUGCUGGCCUCCGCCAUCCACUAUGCGUCUGUGAAUAAGAAACAGGAGAUCUUUAACACCUUCAGCUUCUUAAGGAACAUGUUUUCUGACGAGUUCAUCCUUCGUCCUGGAGCUGAAGUGCAGGACUUUGAAGACGCCUGUUACCUUUUGGUGAAAAGCGGAACUCUGCAGAUCAACCAGCAGGAGGUUCUGGUCACAGACAGAGGUCAAAGGACGCUGGCAUUUCUCACAAAUAUUUUGGAUCCUUUUGUGCAAGGAUAUCAGAUGGUGUGUAGGUUUCUUUGUGAGGAGGAGACAGAGGGUCUGACUGAGAAACAGUUUGUUCCUGCAAUCCGGAAGUUCAUCAUCAAACAUCUUUUAAUAGGGAGAUUAAAAUAUGCUGAGGUUCUGUCAUCGGACCUCCAGAAGAAUGCUCUAGCAGCUUUGCUGAGACUUGGAGCUGUACAGAAACUCAGAGGAAGUGAGGAGGAGUGGACUCUAAAGGUCAACACGGUGAUGGUGAACUCACUGGAAGACAUUUUGGGAGGAAAAUUGCCCACCCAGAAUCCCCUCGUUGCUCGACUCUAACUCAGUGACUUCAUCUAUCAAAGUGGACGAUCAGUGCAAUGUGGCGGUGUCGCUCCUCUGAAUGUGGAGAGUACGACGCGUCCCUGUCGGCCGAUUUUAAAAAGGCCAAGCCAACCUGUCUCGUGAGAGGUGGAACAAAAGAGUUGCAUCAGAAGACAACUUGAACUGGUUUUUGUCAAGAUUUAUGUUUCUCUUCUCCUCAGAUGUUUUCAGGCUUUUGAUGAUGCUUUUCAUAUACCUGCGUUAACACCGGAUAAAUGGGGUCUAAAAAGGUUUAACCAGCAGCUCCCUCUGAGUAACGGAGAAUGUUUGAAUUAAUUCAGUAUGGUAGCCAUUCUCUAUUCUUCAUCAUUGCUUUUUAUAUGCACUCUCUCACCCUCUGAGUAGCUUUUAUUUGUGUUAUUUUGAGUCUGUUCUUCCUCUUCUGUCUGCCCUUCCUUCCUUUUUGAGGCACUUUUAUCGCUCUACUAAUGCAGUGUGGUGUGGACCUAUACCUUUGAUUGAUUUACUUCACUUCGUCUAUAAUUAAACAAUCCCAUUCAGAAGUUUGCAUACACUCCUCACUGGCAUGAAUGGCCUUUGUUUGGAAUCAUUUUUAGGGUGGAAUGACAACCAAAACUUCUGUGGUUUUUGAUUAAAUUUGUGUGCAUCACCACAAAUUUAUGAUGUAUUUUCUCUAUUUCAGACAGGUUCAAAAUUCUAACUAGUCUCAGGUGUACCUUCAGUCACUUGGUUAAAUGGUCAUUAUCAUCGACUACAUGCUUUUUGUGUUGUCUGGAGUUGUGACCACUCCUCUAAGUCGUUUAGACCCGUUUAAAAGAAAAUAUUGGGGGUUAUUUAUUGGUUGAAUAUCGGUCAUGAAAUCUCAUCCCUGUGCUAAGAGCAGAUUGAGGUUUUACUAACAAGCUGAACUUCUUUGUUGGCUGAUGAUCUGCCAACAUAUUUCACUUUUGAGGCAAAACAGGUCAAAAUGUCACAAUUCCUCAAAUGAUUUCUGCUGCUAGAACAUCCAACUCUUGGUUUGAUACCUUUUAUCUUGUAAAAUAUAGUUGUUAAAGACAUUAACAUUUUUGUGGAGCUUUAAAUGAUGGGGAAUGAAAAGCUAAAGAUCAUCUUCUCUCUUAAAAAUAUCUUUAACUGUUCCAGACAAAAGGAAAAUCAGAAAACUCUGAAGCUUAACCUCUUUAUUAAUAGAUAUUUAGACACUUAAUUCCUCAUAACUUAUGUUUUAAAUUCAGCUUCAGAUUAAUAGUUUAAAGGUAACUUGGCUUACAUUGAAAUUGAACCUAACAACAUAAAAAGGCUUUACAGCUUGCAACUCCAUGAAUCAUGUAUUCUACCACAGCUACUGUUACAUUUUCUUACCUUGCCACGCAUGUUGUUGUUUCUAAAAUCCUUUUUACAGUAUCCAAGCUCAAAAAAAUGAAGCAUAUGUUGUGAAGCAUCAAGUCCUGUCAUGAGACGGAGGAUGUAAAAUCUAAAAUCUGCUCUUGCAUCAGGACAGUCUGUUACUGUACGUUGACAUUACUGUCUGAAUGUUUCUCUCCCUAUACCUAAUAAUCAGUUGACCAUCUGGGGAUGAAUGUUUUAAUUCCCCAUGCAUAGUCUAAGCCCUCCUAAGAUCUGUUUGCUGCAUUAGUAAAAAAAAUAAGCCCAACUCCCUUCCCAUGUCAGCUGCUUUAAGGGCUUAGCAUGCUGAGGUGAGUAAAUCUCCAUUGGUACAGAUAGACCACCUGCACGGAGUAGCUUGAUAUUCAGUUAUGCUGUUACUGGUCAUUGCUGUAUUUAUAUAAUUUUUGUAGCAGUGUUGCAUAUUUAAAAGUGAUACUGGAGCGUUGUUUACUUAAAGCUGUGUUUCAUAAAACGUUACAGGAAUGCAAGGCACAUGCAAAAUAGGGUGAUGGAAGUAUAACAUAAUUUGCCUUGGCGGUGCUAUUAAACCUUUAUGAAAUUAUAAAGGAAUUAAUUACCAUUAGGCCAUAUUCCCUUGUUUUACAAAGCUACAUGAAAAUAUGGUGUCAGAUAGUGUAAGUUAGAGUAUUCAAAAGUGUCAGUUGUAAUGUUUCUGUACAUGUCAACUUACAUUUAUUACACAUAUGGGGAAAAGGGCCCUAAAAGCAGAAAGACCCCCAGAAAUAAUUAAUUUCUAACCCCAACUUUGAAUAAUCAGCAUUUUAUUAAUGAAAUUAAACGCAACGUCCAAAUUGAAAGUCUUUUGGAUCUAAAUCUAAAUCUUUCGAACUAACAUAUGCCCCAAAAUAAGUUGGUCUAGUUUGUAAUUUCAGAGUUUCUGCUCACAGAAUCGACAGCUUUUGAUUCAAGCAACAUACAGUAAAAAUACCUUAAAGGUCGCCAUUCAAGCUGGCCUACAAACCUAACUUUUAAAAUCUUUGAGUGAUCAUGUUGUAUAUGCAAAUAAUUUAUCAUACUUUCCAAGUCAUGCUACUUAUGCUGUCAAAUUUUAAUUACGUGAAAUGGAAGAUCUGGUUGUUUUUCAGUAUAUUUGGCUGGAAGAAUAUAUUUUCUAAAUCUGUUGCCUUUUAUUCAGAUGAUAUGUCUUUCUGGAAGCAAAAUAUUUCCUAUUUGCGUGCUAGUAGAAGCCUUAAAUAUAUUGGAAAUAAAAUGUUUUGCGACCGGAUAGUUUAUUAAGAAACCUAUUUUAUCUCCAUUUUUGGAAUCAAGGACACUGUUGUCAUCAAUCUUUGGAACCUGACAACCCUGCAGUUAGUGAACGCAGACAGCAAAGCAGUAUUGCAACAGAAACAUCUAUACAUGAACUCAGCAGCCAUAGUUCAAAUCUGCCAUAUUUGUGGGAUUUGUUUUUCAAACCUUAUUGUGUUGUAUUGUUCUGUGUUUGUGGUUUGCAUUAACUGUUAAACUGUGAGGCCUUUCGCUACUGAACGAAAAUGCUAAUGAGAUAAAAAAAAAAAAAAAACAUCUAAUAUAGUGUUUUCAGAUACAGCUGCUGGCCCUGAGUGUCUGUUUAAUUUUACACUAACUCUGUUGUGUGGUGGGGAUUGUCUUUGAUAUUCAGUAAUAUGGCUCCAUCGCGUUGUGAGACGUUCUGCCUGUUUGAUGGUCCCAUCUCUUGUGGUUCAGAAAACUUCUUUGAUCGCACCUGAUUAAAACAUGAUAUCCACGUUUGAUCAUGAUUAAAUCUUAGCUUUAUCAUC
This is a messenger RNA of Girardinichthys multiradiatus, 5447 nucleotides long. RefSeq names its product glyceronephosphate O-acyltransferase (gene gnpat). The record is from RefSeq and is a predicted model, not a curated record. Gene Ontology annotation, biological process: ether lipid biosynthetic process. The coding region runs from base 226 to 2274 and encodes 682 amino acids. Gene Ontology annotation, molecular function: glycerone-phosphate O-acyltransferase activity. NCBI's taxonomy places the organism in Eukaryota, Metazoa, Chordata, Actinopteri, Cyprinodontiformes, Goodeidae. The transcript is spliced from 17 exons. Gene Ontology annotation, cellular component: peroxisomal membrane; mitochondrial membrane.